Ciona intestinalis (vase tunicate) is the source of this 3594-nucleotide messenger RNA. The record is from RefSeq and is a predicted model, not a curated record. Lineage: Eukaryota; Metazoa; Chordata; Ascidiacea; Phlebobranchia; Cionidae.
CAUAGUGCGAUCAUGUCUGAUUAGCUUAGCUACAUCUGCCACGCAAAACAUCCGGGUAAAAACCUUUGAACUGAAAUAUUUAUAACCAACGUUCGUGCUUGAGUCUAACUCUAUAAGAAAUUAAAGAAACGUAAAAUCAAUUACCGUGAAUGAGAAAAUCAAUUUAACUUUUUCUUUCAGUCCCCCUAAAAAUGAAGUUAAUUAUGCGCCGUACAACCAGGUGCAAAUUAAGGGCACAUAUUCGAAGAAGGAUUGUAUGGUAAAAUUUCGUGAUUGAAAAGAGGAGAAAAGUGGUAAAACAGAACAAGAGGUUUCCGCUGAAACUUAAAAAGCUUUUUGAAGAUAGGUUAGUAACCGUUAGGUAGGACCAAAGUUAGUAUAGACCAAGACGUUGGGUAGGACAGGAUCUUAUGAUUGAUGUUGUUUAAAGGUUAUAACUGAAUAAACGACUAAAACAGCAGGGGGGUCAGAGUAGAGGUGGCAUUUGAAAAUAUCACUUCGUGAAAGAGCUUCAUUUCUUUGGGUUUACCCAAGUUAAAUGUGAUACAAAGUUGUUAUGAUCGUGAAUUAGUUAAAUGACCUUUGCCUAAUACAUGUCUGUGAAAUCUAGAUCGUUUGGAUAACUAAACUUCCAUUACAUUACAACGGAUAACAUACAAUUACUACACAAUGACAAUUACGUUAAAUAGGUCUGAUCUAACUCAAGGCAGUACCGGGGCUAUUAAAUUAUGUAUGAGCAAGCAUAAUACACGGUGGACAGGAUUAACGUCUUUAUUGUAUUAGAAUGUAGAAUCAUUGAAUUAUAUAUUCGACUGAUUUAUCUAGGAUUUUAAUCAAAAUUGAUUUCAGGUUUGCUUUUUCGGUAAUUUUGACCAACUAUUUAGUCCACAACGCAGUUCUAAAUCAUUUAUUCUAGCAGCAAGUACAGCUCGUAAAGAUACAGCAUAACAAUAUGCAUUAUACGUAGAUUAGCGGUCAUUGAUGAUUGUCUUUGAUGGUAAAUGCCCCGUAGGUCGAUAUAACUGGGUUGGCAAAGGCGUGAUUUUAAUUAUGUCAAAAGCAAUUCUUUUAUCUUCAUAUGAAAGCGACGUUGAUGUUUGUAAUCACAAUGAGUGUUCUCUCUCACGUUCAAAGUGAAGCUUCCGAACUAAAUGCGUUUCAAUCAAUUUAAGAAUGAUCCUAAACCUUCAACAUAUAUAUAAGAAUGCAUAGGAGGUAUUAUGAAUAAAACGAUCUAUACUCACAAGGCGGUAGGAACACACAGCUUUAGCGUAAGGUUGUCGAGACGAGUAGGGUAAAAUGUCUUGGCAUUUCUUGGAACGGUGGGUCGAGAAGGCCAACCAACAUUCUACAUUAGUGGGCAAGUUCUGGAUUACAUUUCUUAUCGUUUGUCGGAUGGUGAUCGUUGCUUCUGUCGGUGAUCGGGUGUACAACGAUGAACAAAGUGAAUUUAAAUGCAAUACUCAACAACCUGGGUGUACGAACGUAUGUUUCAACAGUUUUUCACCGAUAUCCCAUUUACGAUUUUGGAGUUUUCAAAUAUUGUUCGUGGCAACUCCUUCCGUAAUGUUCGUUGUUUAUUCUGCUCAUAAAACGAAGCUGAAAAAAACGUCAAGUAAGAAAGCGAGAAUUUCAAACGAUGAGGACGAUGAUAAAAGUGAAAAGCACGUAUCUGGUCAAAAGAAUGAAAAUAUCGACGGCUCAAUAAGUCAACUUCAUUCUGGAAACAAAAACAUGAAACAGUUUGAGCCUGACUUGCCCGUAAAGGAAUCUAGCAAAGAAAAGAUUAGUUUCGGCAACAGAAUACGUGGAAACCUGCGCAAAGAAAGAAACAACAGUAAAUGGUAUCCGCGAGAUGGCGACAAAGAUCCACAAGCAUUUCCUAGAAGUACAAUGAUUCGUCUUGGUAAACAAUUGAGCGACAGUGAGAGAACAAAGAGCUGGGAGGAGGAAACAACGCAUCGUCCCCAGAAGAGAUAUUCACGAAACUCUCGACGUGGUAUAAGCAGCAGCAAUACAAGCGGUGUUGGUACAUUUGAUUAUCGUUCAAAACGUGGGAACGAUACAAGAAAUCAGAACAACAACAAUAAUUUAAACGGAACACCAACGUUUGCUUGGCGACAACCGACACAGAACACACAGAAUCAACAAAACAAUGAACCUGGUCCACAAGUAGCGACGGCACCAACGAUUGAUGAAGGGCGGCCUGCACAACCAACUAAACGAGGUUUGACUGACCUCAUUAUGUGGGUGCCUUCAAAUUGCGAUGAUGAAUAUCAACAGAAUGAUGGAAACAUCAGCGCUGAAAAUGCUUUCACUGAGACAGAAGCACUUCACAACAAUGGUCAACCAACGGCAGAGAAUAUACCAUACAAACAUUAUGUGAACGAAUACUCCGGUCAUAUUUUUCCUUCGGCACCCCCGCAAUAUCCAGGUAUCGCUUUUGAUUCAAACUCGAAACCAUGGAUCAGUGCAUCGCGUGUUUCAUUGGCCAUGGACACGAUUCCACUUAAGAAUGAAAAGUCAAAGAAAGUAAGCGAUUUUCGUGACGAAAAGUUCAAGCCAACCAAUCCUCUGGCAAUGAAGGCUCAUAUACCAGCAUUUGCGCAACACUUUCGUUGGUAUUUAGCCAAUGUGUUUGUUCGUCUUUGCAUCGAGGUUGGUUUUCUCGUUUUGCAAGUUCUUCUCUUUGGAUUUUACGUUCCUGAAAUGUACAAAUGUGAACGCCGGCCGUGUCCCAACACCGUCGAUUGCUUUAUAUCUCGACCAAUGGAGAAGACGAUCUUCUUAUGGUUUAUGUUUCUAUACAGCUGCAUAUGUGUAGCACUCAAUCUAGUAGAGUUCGUUUAUCUGGUAUACGCCUAUAUAAAGAAGCGAGCACAGAAGCGACUGUCGUCUAGACCCAAGAAGGACGUUCCGUUCUAUCCUACCAAGGGCAACAAGUUUGGUCGAAACGGAUUAAGAGGGGAAUGGAAACAAGACAUUGACCCUUUAGAACUUGAUCUUGCUGAAUAUCAAUUUAGACAAAUGCACGACGAAACUUCUUCAAUGGGAAGUAGGCCAGCUAAUGGUGGUUGGGGCGGAUGGUACACUGGACGCCAAGUCCCACAACGCAAAGUUUUUGUCAGCGGUUCGAAUGCUUUCACUGGUUCUGCACGGGAUGCAAGCAGGGGUGAUAUUUCUACAAGAGAUAUGAUGGCGUUUGAGCUCGACUCUGAUGACGAACGCGACAUGAUUGAAAUGGAAAUAGAAAGAAUAGAACAAGACGAGCUAGAUUUCCAACAAGAUAUCGAUACUGGAGCUGAUGUUGGCAUGGAAGUGAAUGACCAAGGUGAUGUCGGGGUUAAUUGCAUUUGAUGCAACUCUUGUAAGAUGAAGUGUAGAUAAGUUCCAGUCUAGACAUUUUUGUAAAUUUGAUUCGUUUGAUACUUUUCGAAAGAGCAAAACAAAUAAGUGUUAUUGUCUUUUAUGUUCGUCCUAUCUUUGUCCAUAAACAAUUUAUUUUAUAUUUUUAGUUUUUUGAUAUUGUGUAAUCUAAAGAAUGUAAACUGAGUGUCGUGGUUGUAUUAAGUCUCAGUAAACGUAACUGCUUUG